This is a messenger RNA of Pezoporus flaviventris, 1081 nucleotides long. It is a transcript of the gene BAALC, whose product is annotated as BAALC binder of MAP3K1 and KLF4. The record is from RefSeq and is a predicted model, not a curated record. The transcript has 3 exons. Lineage: Eukaryota; Metazoa; Chordata; Aves; Psittaciformes; Psittacidae. Gene Ontology annotation, cellular component: cytoplasm. The coding region runs from base 152 to 577 and encodes 141 amino acids.
AGAUGAUAAAGCCGGGGAGGAGGGUGAGAAAGGCGAGCGGAGCCGGGCGAGCGGGGAUGGGGAGGAGGAGGGCGUGAGCAGGGCUGCUGCGGGGCCGUGCCCGGUGGUGCGGUACUGCCCGGACGGCAGCGGCGGGGAGCGGGACGGCGCCAUGGGCUGCGGAGGCAGCAGGGCCGACGCUAUCGAGCCCCGCUACUACGAGAGCUGGACGCGGGAGACCGAGUCCACCUGGCUGACCAACACCGACUCCGAGAGCCCACCGCAGGAGGGCGGCAGCGCCGAGGCGGGCGGCCCGCGCCCCGGUCUUCUGGAGGAUGGGAAAUCAGCACAGACAGCUGUAACUGCAGCAUCAGCCACAGCUGGAACCCUGAACACCGAGAAGAGGAACAAUUGUGGUUCUCAGUGUGUGAACUCUGUGGUCCAUGGUACGGGAGCUACAACGCAGAGACAGAACGGCUUCAAGACAGCAGAGAGUAAAUGGGACACACAGAAAAUGGCCACAAAAGAAGUCACCAUUAAUGUUACAAAAAACAUCAGACAAAGUGACAGAAGGAAAACAAAGAAUUGUGUCAAUUAAUGAGGAAAAGCACAGGCGAGGAUGGACCUAACAGGGCUUCACUGCAAUUUAAAUGUCAUCAGUCAAUGAAGAUAUGAAGAUCUCCAGCUGUUCCAGGUUGAAUGCAGCAGGAUGCUGCUACUGCUGAGCACCUUUAGAAGCAUGUCGUGUAGAAGCUAGCUGCAGACACUGUAGGAUAUUUGGAUGUCAUUUCCCUAAAGCAGUGGCACUGCGCAGACAUGUGCCAAAAUUUGUGUCAUUUGGUUUUUACUAAGUCUUGUGUUAUUUCCUUGUACAUCCUGUUCUGCAUUACUAUUAGGAUGAGGCUGGAGGAUGAGAGGUACAGUUCAUUGCAAUUUAAGCCAGGAAAUGAAGAAAUUAAUCUGCAUUUUUAGUUGGAAAAGGUAAACCCACGAAAUUCAUUAAAACUGCUCACUAUCAUAAAACUCAAACCCAGAAACUGACACAAAGGCCAUUCCUACUAAAUCUCCUUUAAACUAUAUAUUCAUUAUAUAUAGCGAAGUC